This is a messenger RNA of Anastrepha obliqua, 1808 nucleotides long. It is a transcript of the gene DIP-alpha, whose product is annotated as lachesin. The record is from RefSeq and is a predicted model, not a curated record. The transcript is spliced from 9 exons. Bases 39 to 1808 code for a protein of 589 amino acids. Lineage: Eukaryota; Metazoa; Arthropoda; Insecta; Diptera; Tephritidae. Gene Ontology annotation, cellular component: neuron projection.
UAAGCAGAAAAUAAUAUCAACAACAACAAUAAAAAACAAUGACAUUAAUGUAUCGCUUCUUUCUGGGCUCGAUCAGUGAAUAUGAAAAGAUGAGGAUCGUUUUAUUGCUGAUUAUUACGCUUAUUAGAGAAAGUUUCACCUUUCAACCUGAAUUUGUGGAAAGCAUAUCAAAUGUCUCAGUAGCAGUGGGUCGAGAUGCUACAUUCACAUGCCAUGUGCGACAUUUGGGUGGUUAUAGGGUGGGGUGGUUAAAAGCAGAUACAAAAGCUAUUCAAGCGAUACACGAGAACGUCAUCACACACAAUCCACGUGUCAGUGUUAGUCACUUGGAUCAGAAUACAUGGAAUCUACAUAUAAAAGCAGUGUCGGAAGAGGAUCGCGGUGGCUAUAUGUGUCAACUGAAUACGGAUCCAAUGAAAAGUCAGAUUGGCUUCCUGGAUGUAGUAAUACCACCCGAUUUUGUUGCUGAAGAUACCUCAUCAGAUGUAAUUGUACCAGAAGGCAGCUCAGUCAAAUUAACGUGUCGCGCUCGUGGCUAUCCCGAACCGAUCGUGACCUGGCGCCGAGAAGACGGCAACGAAAUUGUGCUCAAAGACAGUAUUGGCACAAAGUCUAUGGUGUCCUCAUUUCGUGGUGAAGUGUUAAAGCUGACGAAAAUUUCACGCAACGAAAUGGGCUCGUACCUCUGCAUUGCAUCAAACGGUGUGCCGCCGUCGGUCUCCAAGCGCAUCUCGCUCAGCAUACAUUUUCAUCCUGUCAUUCAAGUACCGAAUCAAUUAGUUGGAGCACCGCUUGGCACUGAUGUGCAGAUCGAGUGUCACGUCGAGGCCUCACCAAAAUCAAUUAACUACUGGAUUAAGGACACUGGUGAAAUGAUUGUGUCCUCAUCAAAAUAUCAUGUACAGGAAUCCUCAAAAUCCAUGUAUGAGACGAAGAUGACAAUGAUUGUGCGUAAAUUCCAAAAAGACGAUGUCGGCUCGUAUCGCUGCAUAGCGAAGAAUUCACUUGGUGAGGUAGAUAGUAGCAUAAGACUUUAUGAAAUUCCCGGUCCGAAUCGUAAAAAUCCUGCAGGCAAACAUGCCGGUGGUGGCAACAACGAUGCCGACACCAAUGACGUGUUAAAAAUGAAGCAAGUCAAAGUCACAUAUCAGCCAGACGAUGAGGACCUAUACGGCUCGGCGGAGGAUUUCGAUGACAGCGAAUUACCGUUGCCGCCGUUAACGCCCAACAUCUAUUACACGAAUGGUCAGAAGCUGCCGACACAUCGACCGGCCACGUCCGGCGCUGGUGCUGGCAUUGGCGGCGGCAGUGGCGGUACUCUUGCCACAGCAAAUGGUGGUGGUGAUGGUGGUGGUAGUACAUCUGAUGGUCGCCAUCACCAUCAUAACUCAGCUGGCGUAGGCGGUGGUAGUGGUGGUGUUGGUGGCGGAGUCGGUGGUUUGAGCAAUCUCGAUUUCGGCAACUUAGGCGCCACAAGCGGCAGCAUCAGCAUUGGUGGAGGUUUCGCGGCAGUAGCUUUUGCUGGUAUGACGCGCAAGGCACCGUUUUAUGGUAGCGUUGGUGGCAUAUUUGGUGGCAAAACGGAAGUGCGCAAUGCAAUGGACGACAAUAACGAGUUGACAUCGGCUGCCGGUGGCACACGACAACAACGACGACGCAUUGCGUCACUGUGGCAGCACGGUUGGUGGUGGUGGUGGCAACAGCAACUGGACAGCAGUCAUUACCGAUGGCGCGGGCAGUGGCAGCAAGCGCUGCUCGUAUUGCUCAUUCCCACUUUAAUCACUUCAUUCUGUUGGAAUUUAUUAUAA